AUGGCUGCCGAGACCAUGACCCUCGAUAACACGGCUCCCGCUACUGUUCGCCCUUCGGAAACCGAAGAGUCUGGUAUCUCAUCGCCCGAGAGAGAGUUGAACCCCGUCCAACCUGUUGAGCCUCAACCACCCAAGCGCAAGGGUGGCCGCAAGCCAAUUUAUGCCACAUCAGAAGAGCGUAAGCAAAGAAACCGUCAGGCACAGGCUGCUUUCCGUGAACGCCGCACAGAGUACAUCAAGCAGCUUGAGGAGACGAUCCGUGUCCAUGAGUCCAACCUACACAACCUUCAAACCGCCCAUCGCACUGCUGCUGAUGAGUGCCUUAUGCUCCGCUACAAAAACUCCCUCCUUGAACGCAUUCUUCUAGAAAAGGGCAUCGAUGUCCACGCCGAACUCCAGGCCAAAACGGGCAGCCCUACUCUUGGCCCAACUCAUAUGCCCCAAAACAUGGUUCCUCCUCCUCCCAUGCAGCGUGCCAUGGUGAACCGACCUCCUCGCAAGUCCAUCUCUCAUAUGGGCCCCAAGGAUGCUGGCAUGAACGGCAUCCAACCCAUCAAGAUGGAAAUGGGCGGCAAGCCCCUCUCUACACCCACUUCCGAGGACGCUGGACAUCCUGGAUUCUCUCCUUCUGACGGAAGCGACAUGAUUAUGCGACACAACAGCGUCUCUGGCAUCCCUCGCCAAGCCAUGCCUCCCCCUAUGCACCGAGUAGGCUCGGUCGGCAGCGCUCCCGGCUUCUAUCCUGGCACUAGCUUCCAAGGGCACCUCGAGCAUCUCGAUGAGGACUUCGACGUGCCUCGAGACAUGGUAGAUGACUCUGAGCUUGAGAGUGCCGCACAGUUUCACAACGCUUUCACAACCGAUGCCCCGCCUGCUAUGUUGAUGGCUACAAGUGCCGGUGGACAGCCUCCUUCAGGUCCCGGCGCCAACCAGUACCAGCCCAUGAACGCUAUUCUCGACCAAAGCCUUGACUGGGAUCCUUUUGGACUUACAGCCAGUAUGGCUUUCCCUCCCUCGCAGUUUGCGUUUGAGCAGGGCCAUCUCAGGUGA
[Torrubiella] hemipterigena is the source of this 1050-nucleotide messenger RNA. The record is from the annotation of a GenBank genome assembly. Lineage: Eukaryota; Fungi; Ascomycota; Sordariomycetes; Hypocreales; Clavicipitaceae.